CACGGACCCGCCCGGCGGCCCUGCCAGCCCGCCCCACCACCCCCCGCGCCCCCAGAUUGGCAGCCACCGAGAGGCGCGUCUCCGAAGGCCGAGGCUUGGCAGCCGGGGAGGAGACACGGAGGGCCAGCUGGAGGCGAGCCCGGGCCCAGCCGGGGCUUGGUCCUGGGGUCUCGGUCCCGGUGGGCUUGCGAGGCCGCCGGCGCCCUGCAGACCCAGCCUCCCGCGCUCCCGAGGCCGCCUGCCGCCGCCCCCCAGCAUGACCGCCCCGGGGACCAACGCGUCCACCUCCGCCCUCACCUCGGGCGGCAUGAAAAGCCCGGUGACCAUCCCGGCGGUGAUGUUCGUCUUCGGCGUGGUGGGCAACCUGGUGGCCAUCGUGGUGCUGUGCAAGUCGCGCAAGGAGCAGAAGGAGACCACCUUCUACACGCUGGUGUGCGGGCUGGCGGUCACCGACCUGCUGGGCACGCUGCUCGUCAGCCCGGUGACCAUCGCCACGUACCUGCGCGGCCAGUGGCCCGGGGACGAGGCGCUGUGCGAGUACAGCACGUUCAUCCUGCUCUUCUUCGGGCUGUCGGGGCUGAGCAUCAUCUGCGCCAUGAGCAUCGAGCGCUACCUGGCCAUCAACCACGCCUACGUGUACAGCCACUACGUGGACCGGCGGCUGGCCGGCCUCACGCUCGGCGCCGUGUACGCGUCCAACGUGCUGUUCUGCGCGCUGCCCAACAUGGGCCUGGGCCGCGCGCGCCGCCAGUACCCCGACACCUGGUGCUUCAUCGACUGGACGUCCAACGUGACGGCGCACGCCGCCUUCUCCUACAUGUACGCGGGCUUCAGCUCCUUCCUCAUCCUCGCCACGGUGCUCUGCAACGUGCUGGUGUGCUGCGCGCUGCUCCGCAUGCACCGCCAGUUCGUGCGCCGCACCUCGCUGGGCACCGAGCACCAGCACCCCGCCGCCGCCCUGGCCGCGCCCGCCCGCCGCGGCUCCCCGGCCGCCGCCUCCCCCGCGCCGCCCCGCCUGGCCGACCCGCGGCGCCGCCGGAGCUUCCGCCGCAUCGCGGGCGCCGAGAUCCAGAUGUUCAUCCUGCUGGUCGCCACGUCGCUCGUGGUGCUCAUCUGCUCCAUCCCGCUCGUGGUGCGCGUGUUCAUCAACCAGCUGUACCGGCCGCCUCUGGAAGAGGAUGUCAGCAAAAACCCAGAUCUGCAGGCCAUCCGCAUCGCCUCCGUGAACCCCAUCCUGGACCCCUGGAUCUACAUCCUGCUGCGGAAGACGGUGCUCAGCAAGGCCAUCGAGAAAGUCAAGUGUCUCUUCUGCCGCCUCGGAGGGUCCCAUGGGGACCACCCGCCGCACUGCCUGGAGCCCCGCAGGACGUCCUCCGCCCUGUCCGGCCACUCGCGCUCCUUCCUCUCCCGGGAGCUCCCGGAGCUCAGCAGCACCUCGCAGACCCUCCUCUGCCUGUCUGAUCUCAGCGACCACGGCCUCGGGGGCCAGAACCUGCUUCCCGGCGGGCCUGGCCUGGGCCAGGUGCAGACAGACAGUCUGUCUCUGUCUCUGAGGACUUUGCGGAUAUCGGAGACCUCGGACUCUUCGCAGGGCCGGGACUCUGAGAGAGUCUCACUGGUGGAUGGGACUGGGGGGACCAGCCGGGCUGGGCCUGCUCCGAAGGGGAGCUCCCUGCAAGUCACUUUUCCCAACGAAGCUCUGGACUGCUCGGAAAAGUGUAUAUAAGGCUCCAGGAUGGGGAAUGCAGCCCUGCUUUCUGAAGCUGAUAACCCCACCACACACACACACACACGCACACAGGCGCGCACACACGUACACUCACACAGGCACAGACACACACACAGGCACACACACAGGCACACAGGCAUACACGUACACACACACAGGCACAGACACACGCACACACUCAGGCACACACACAGGCACAGACACACACACACACACACACUCAGGCACACACAGGCACACACAUAGGCACAGACACACACACACGCACACACUCAGGCACACACAGGCACAGACACACGCACACACUCAGGCACACACAUAGGCACAGACACACACACGCACACACUCAGGCACACGCAGAGGCACAGAUGCACACACACAUGCACAGACGCACACACACAGGCACAGACGCACACGUACACACCCCGUGCAGCAGACACGGGAAUGAAGUGUGAGCUGGCUCAGAGGGCUCCUGUCAUCUGGAUUUUGGACUCCUUUGCAGACGCCCCGGUUGACUGACCUGAGUCCCAAGGGCUGAGGCUCUGUUGGCUGCCCCCUUGCUCUGUCUGAGUGUGGCCUGUGUGACUCACAUUACAACUUGGCGACGGAGCAGAGCUUCUCUCCGUGUUUCUGCUUGAUGAGGAGACGGUGUAGGUCUCUCUGUUUCCCUAACACCAGGGGCUGUGUGUCCGGCACACCACAAAAUGGCCAGAGGGAGCGGGAGCGGGGCUCUCUCUCUCUCUAAUCCGAAUUAGGACUACCUAGUAGUGAUUUAAAGUGUCUCACGAAAGCAUGAAAUGUGAAUUUUAUUGCUGUAAAUAUGAUUUGAGGUUAUUUAAAGUUUCUCUUCUCUGUGAGAAGGCUUGCUGUUAAUACGAGGUAUAAUCAAAGUAUGGUAAUCGCACCCCCCAUGUAAGUAACCAGUGAAAGUUACACACGUCUGAUUUUUUUUUUUAUAAAGAAGCUCAGACUAAAGUGUUGGAAGUUGCCAGUAAAACUGAUAUAUCUAUGAGAUAGAUAAAACCUGGUGAAAGAAGAUUUCAGUGCUAUGGAAAAAGUACGGAGCAACCGUAUAUAGGAGGUGACAGAUACAGCCCAGAAUUUUUAAAGGGUUUCCAAGCUACGCGUGAUGAUGCAGAGUGAAAAUUUUGGUGGAGUCACAUUUAUUUACAGAAAACCGUAAAUUUCAGGAGAACUUAGCUUAGUGGUGUUUUUUUUUUUUUCUUUCCACUAACUGGCACUUUUAAAAAUGUAACAUGAAAUUUUAGAAUCUUUUAAUACCCGUAACUGGAGUGUACAAUAUAAACGUGAAUGCCUCCACAGUGGUGCAUAGUCUGUUUACAAAGGGAUGGUCUAGCACUUCCUUUAAAACUGAAGGGGAAGGUAGACUGUGUCGUGAAAACAAAAAACGUGGAAGGGUUAAGCUUCCACAGAUGUCGUAAGUCGAGCAAAUGUACACAAAGCCCAGCCCGGCAGUACUGCCCACCCUGGAAGGCCCGUGCUCAAAGAAAUGUUAAGCAUGUUUGGUUGCUCGAAGUGUUUCCGUGAAUUGCUUGGCUGUACUUAAGUUCUGAGCCUGACGGUGGCAUGGUUUUAAGAAGCAGUUGUACCAACUGAAAUUAUUUUGAAGACUAUAAGUAAAUAAAGGCACUCAUUCUGAGUUCCAUACCCGAA
Messenger RNA from Erinaceus europaeus (western European hedgehog), 3403 nucleotides. It is a transcript of the gene PTGER4, whose product is annotated as prostaglandin E receptor 4. The transcript has 3 exons. Bases 257 to 1726 code for a protein of 489 amino acids. The record is from RefSeq and is a predicted model, not a curated record. Gene Ontology annotation, molecular function: prostaglandin E receptor activity. Lineage: Eukaryota; Metazoa; Chordata; Mammalia; Eulipotyphla; Erinaceidae. Gene Ontology annotation, biological process: negative regulation of inflammatory response; positive regulation of cytosolic calcium ion concentration; inflammatory response. Gene Ontology annotation, cellular component: plasma membrane.